Messenger RNA from Pecten maximus, 3813 nucleotides. Its product is annotated as alpha-2Da adrenergic receptor-like. Gene Ontology annotation, biological process: adenylate cyclase-activating adrenergic receptor signaling pathway. The record is from RefSeq and is a predicted model, not a curated record. The coding region runs from base 1137 to 2627 and encodes 496 amino acids. Gene Ontology annotation, molecular function: G protein-coupled amine receptor activity. Gene Ontology annotation, cellular component: membrane. Lineage: Eukaryota; Metazoa; Mollusca; Bivalvia; Pectinida; Pectinidae. The transcript is spliced from 3 exons.
CGACAUGUGGACAGUGAUGAUGGUAUAGAGUGCUUGCCGAUAUCCCCGAACUUAACUAGAGUUACCGUACCGACAAUAUCAACAAUAUUGGAGGCAUCAGUAGAGAGGAACGGAUAAACUACCUAGGUUAAACAUGCUGUUCUGACAUUGAAGAAAAACAAGAGACAACUCUAAAACUUAAAAAGAUGUGGAGGAAAUUGGAAUUAUACUUUUAAAACGUGAAGCGAAUCUACAAGCAAGCGCUAUCCUGAAAUCUAAAAGCAUUUUGGUAUUUCAACAAAACUAAAAUAAACACUUCUCUUUCAACUAAUAGCAUUAGGACGUGAAAGAAUUAGAUGAACUCGUAAAGUGUUAACGCUAUCGGCUUCGAAAGCUGUUUUUUUUCUGAUAAAACCACAUAGCUGGCGGACAAGCUCAUUUGGUGAACAAUCCACGAAGGACAUUAAUCCUUCACGGAUUUGUUAUAACGCUUCCUCGUCAUGUCGACUCAACUGAGAUGUCUUUGACACUGAACAUUAUCUCACUACAGCAAAAUUGCGCGUCUUCGCUAUCUUUAAACAUAAAGAGGUGAUCAUCUUUCGAGAGGAGUCGUUGGCGUUGUAUUGUAUACGAAGAUAUACCAAUAGCUUACAAGAUUAAGGUCCUAUAGAUGUUUCUAUCUAUCGAAAAAUCCCAGCCGGUAUAAAGUAUUAGGAAUAAGCUGAGAAUCUUAUCGCACUAUAGUCCUUCAUUAGCCCUUCAUUUUUAUCAACUUCCCGUGACACAAAAACGUUCAUCAGCUCCGAAUAGAUAAUUACGAAAGAUAGAAUACCAUGCCCGACUGGAAGGCAAUUGAUUGUAAGCUGUGAUUACCGUGGUAACAGACUGCUUUUGUGAUUUGUUUAUAUUUGGAACAUUGUUGUGAUCGUGCUGAUUACGAACUGGAUAUAACAACUGUAGGAUGUAGUAUCAAUGUCUUUUCAUAAACUCCUCGUAUCUCGAGUGUGUAGGAAGGUGUUCCACAGACUUCCAUAAGAUCCACGUCUGAUUCAACGCGGAUACGUAAUUAUUUGACAGAUACAUACAGUUACGUGACUUCCGAUAUCGCUUCAGUCAGUGUCCAGUAUAUUUAUAAUAGGAUAAAAUAUACCAGGAGGAUGCCUCUUGUUUCCGAACUGCCGCCCCAGUUGGCCCUUAACCUGUCAGCGGGGAACGCGUCCGAUUUGUCAGGGCCUAAAGGUUAUGACCUACCUCACCUCAUCGUUACUGUUAUCAUCGUCUCAAUUAUCAUCAUCCUCAUCAUCUUUGGAAACCUCCUGGUCGUUGUCGCCGUGUUUACGGAUCGAAACCUGAAGACCAUCCAGAACUGGUUUAUAGCUUCUCUUGCUCUAGCGGACUCACUUCUUGGUCUCGUCAUCAUGCCGUUUUCUUUAGCCAAUGAGGUGAUGGGAUACUGGUAUUUCGGUCCAGUCUGGUGCGACAUGUGGAAGACCAUUGACGUCUUUCUGUGCACGGCGUCUAUAUUAAAUAUUUGCCUUAUCAGCAUCGACCGCUACUUCUGCAUCACACGCGCCCUUACCUACACUCAUUUUAGAACGCCGGCACGAGCUGUUCUUAUGAUGGCCUCGGUCUGGGUUCUAUCUACUGUCAUUUGUGUUCCUCCUUUGAUUGGCUGGAAAAAUCCGCUAAAAGUAACAGAGUAUCCUCUAUGCCUACUUAGUACGGAGACAGGAUACAUAAUAUAUUCUGCGAUGGGAUCUUUUUAUAUCCCUGCAGUCAUCAUGGUCAUGGUGUAUUUCCAAAUUUAUCGAAAGGCGAAAUUGAGAGCUAGGCGGGGAAAUAAGAGGGACCCUAAAAAGAAAGAGCAGAAAAAGAAAGCUGUCAAAAAAGAAAAGGAGGCUGACAAACAGGAGUUGAAACCAAUGAUGAGUCCUAUUGAGACAGUCCGACCGGAUACACGGACGAUUAUGGACUGUGCUACGGCUCACUCUGAUGACGAAAGCACGUGGCCAAUGUAUGAUAAACCAAUCCCAGUGACUGAUGACGCCGGAAAAGACCAAACUAACAAUGGUGACGGAUCAAAUCCGGACGAAAUGACAAAAUUAAUUCCGGCUAAUAGCUCGGUCGAAAAUGACAACAAAUCCGGUAAUGAUUCGAAAUGUGUUGAGGACAAUAGCGUAGCUGUAAACGGAGCUGCCAUUAAGCAGGGAAACGAGAAAGUUGUUUCUGUUACUACAACCGACAACGGUGAAACGCGCACAGAGGUUUGUAAACCACCUGCUCAGGAAAAUAAAGCCAGAAAACUUAGUAAUCCGACCAAGAAAGAUCCGGUGAAACAAGAAAAUGAUGUUAUGGGUGAAUUAGAAAAACAAAAAAAGAAAUUAGCGAAAGCACGAGAAAGGCGUGCGACUAUUGUAUUGGGACUUGUGAUGGCGGCUUUCGUAUUGUGCUGGUUUCCAUUCUUCACACUCUACAUUAUAUCCUCACUGUGUGAGUAUUGUAUUCCUGUUGUAGUGUUCAACGUAUUUUUCUGGGCUGGGUACUGUAACUCCGCCCUCAACCCUAUAAUAUACACUGUGUUCAACAGGGAGUUUCGCAACGCCUUUCACAAGAUUGUGUUCAAGAAUGAAUUGUGCAGACGGAGAUGAGCAAUCUACUUUAAUACUCUAGCUUCAUAUGAAAUUAGAGAAUGCUCUUCUGUGUACGAAACAAUCGAAUAGUUUAUGUGAGGAUAUUAAUGAUGAACUGAGAGUUAUCUGCAUACAACGACAGGUAUCAACGUUAGUUAUGUACUGUAAAUCACUUAUAUUUCACAUAGGACUUAUUUUCGCGAGGCAGUUCAAUCGCAAAUUCAAAUCCUUUGCCAAAAACAAAAACAAACAAAAAACAAAGAAAAACAAAAAAUAAAACAAUAAAAAAUUUUGAGAGCGGCCAAACUAUUAGCGGUUACCGAUAAAGGAAUCAUGUUGAUUCACUGAGUCUAAAAUCUCAUCAUUUGGGAAUUUAACAUUUUAAAGUCUCUUCUAGAUCGGCGUUCGCGAAAUAAAGUAUUCGCGAAAUCUAAGUGCUUUACAGUACGUAUCGGUCAAGAUUCAUAACCUACCAAUGUAUAAUAUAUAACCCUUGUACAAUGUAACACGACCAUUUGUAAAAUAUUUGGCGAAAGGAAGCAUAUCUACUAGCUAAAUGUGAAAAGCAAACACAACCUCUAUUUAUCAGAGCGCAUGAUUAAUUGAACAUAAAUCACUGCUAGGGAUCGAACCUGGGACCUCUGACUUACUAGUCUAAUACAUUCAACCGAUCGAGCUAAAGAGAAGAUCUCUCAAGUCGAGCGGUAUAUUGCAAUUAGUAUUUACCAGGGUAACAUAUACGUCUAUUUGUUUGUUUGUUUUUUUCUGAAUCAUGAUAUUAACAACUAUAAAUAAUGCUUUGUUAAACAUGACAGCAACGUGAUAUGAUUAUUUCAUAUGUAUGUUUAUUUUACAGAUGUUUGUACACUUAAUUGGUUUACCUACCAAAUUUUGUUCGUGUCUUCAAUUUUGUAUACGUAGAAAAUCCAAAAUGCUCCCCUUAAAAAUGUUUACCCUUUGGUUUGUCACCUUAGUUGUCAUUACACUUCAGAAGACGGUAGUUUUGGGAAGCUUGUUUUUCAUAGAUUGGGGCUUAUGAUGAAACCUAGCCUAACGAAGAGGUAACCAUACCUUUUAACCAUAUAAGCCGACGACUAUUUGUAACCCAAGUGAAGUUUUGCGGUGCGCAUACUUCUGAUAUGGUAAUUUCUAUGGGGUAAACUUAUGAUAUUAUUUGAGUAAAUAUUAAAUGCUUAGCCAACAA